Messenger RNA from Camellia sinensis, 450 nucleotides. The record is from RefSeq and is a predicted model, not a curated record. NCBI's taxonomy places the organism in Eukaryota, Viridiplantae, Streptophyta, Magnoliopsida, Ericales, Theaceae.
AUGGGAGACAUCCUCCAUAACCUCAGUUUCAUCUUCCAAUUCAAUAGAGUCCAGUUCCGAAAAAUGGGUCGACGGACUCGCCAUACAAACCAGGACAUUCGGAACUGGAUUCGCAACAUUGAACAGCAUGCUUCUGAUAAUGUCAACAAGAUACUGGUAGGGAACAAGGCUGAUAUGGAUGAAAGCAAAAGGGCUGUGCCAACCUCUAAGGGCCAAGCACUUGCAGAUGAAUAUGGCAUUAAAUUCUUUGAAACUAGUGCAAAGACAAAUCUUAAUGUUGAGCAAGUCUUCUUUUCAAUAGCUAGGGAUAUAAAGCAAAGGCUCGCUGACACCGACUCCAGGGCAGAGCAGCCACAAACUAUCAAAAUCAAUCAACCAGAGCAGGGGGUUGCAGGUGGUCAACUUGCGCAAAAAUUAGCUUGCUGCGGUUCUUAAACGAACAAGUUAUUG